AUGACAGCCAAGACCAUCAUCGUCACUGGCGCCUCAAGAGGCAUUGGACUGGCCGUGGCCAAGUACUUGCUCACGGCACCGCAACCCCACAAUGUGGUGGUGGUUGCUCGCAGUCUGGAGCCCCUCCAAAAGCUCAAGGCGCAGUACAGCAAGCAGGUCGAGGUGCUGAACGGCGAUCUGGCUGAUCUGUCUCUGGCCCAGAAGGCUGUGGACCUUGCUCUCAAGUCCUUCGGGCAGCUUGACGGACUCGUCCUCAACCACGGCAUCCUGGGCCAGGUAGGCAGGAUUGCCGACGCCGAGCCUGAGCAGUGGAAGCAGGGCUUUGACGUGAAUUUCAUCAGCUUGAUUGCCUUUACCAAGGCAGCUCUGCCGGCCCUUCGCCAGUCCAAGGGCAAAAUCAUCUUCACCUCGUCCGGGGCAGCCGUCUCUGCGUACCGCGGCUGGGCUCUGUACGCCGCCACCAAGGCCGCCAUGAACAACUUCGCCAUGAGCCUGGGCGCCGAAGAGCCCGAGAUCACCUCGGUGUCCGUCCGACCCGGCAUGGUCAACACCGAGAUGCAACGCGAGCUGCGCGAGGACCACGCCACGACCCUCGACGCGGAGAUGCACUCCAAGUUCACGACGGUCCACAAGGACGGCAAGCUCCUCGAGCCGGAACAGCCCGGCCAUGUUAUGGCCAAGCUGGUGUUGGAUGCGCCCAAGGACCUUAGUGGUCGUUUUCUCUCAUGGAACGACAAGGAGCUCGAGGCUUUCCAGGCAUAA
Messenger RNA from Penicillium alfredii, 762 nucleotides. Its product is annotated as SDR family oxidoreductase. Lineage: Eukaryota; Fungi; Ascomycota; Eurotiomycetes; Eurotiales; Aspergillaceae. Bases 1 to 762 code for a protein of 253 amino acids. Gene Ontology annotation, cellular component: intracellular anatomical structure. The transcript is spliced from 4 exons. The record is from RefSeq and is a predicted model, not a curated record. Gene Ontology annotation, molecular function: oxidoreductase activity, acting on NAD(P)H, oxygen as acceptor.